This is a messenger RNA of Maniola jurtina (meadow brown), 7757 nucleotides long. Its product is annotated as GATOR complex protein NPRL2-like. Gene Ontology annotation, cellular component: GATOR1 complex; vacuolar membrane. The transcript has 9 exons. Bases 155 to 1540 code for a protein of 461 amino acids. The record is from RefSeq and is a predicted model, not a curated record. Gene Ontology annotation, biological process: positive regulation of autophagy; negative regulation of TORC1 signaling; cellular response to amino acid starvation. Lineage: Eukaryota; Metazoa; Arthropoda; Insecta; Lepidoptera; Nymphalidae. Gene Ontology annotation, molecular function: GTPase activator activity.
AAACAAAAAGACGCUUUUCAUUAGAAAUAUUUCUUGGAAAUUUGGUACAAAUCUCACGCGAUAUCCUCUAAUUUAUCUAAAUUAGGACAUUGCUUUGUUCAGAUCAGUGAUCUCUUUGUUAAACUUCGUCAACAUGUCCUAUUAGUCGUAUCCGAUGCAAGUAGAUGUCGACGCGGGGUCGAGGCGAGAGCAUGGCAACGAAGUUCACACUAAAUUUCCUUUGAAUUGUAAAAUAAUGGAAACGCGUUACUACGAGGGCUGCGGCAGAGAAGGGCCCAUCCGCUGCAUAUUUCUGGGAGAAUUCCACCCUAUCGCGGGUCCGAAGAUAUCAUGCCAGUUUCCUGAAGACUAUGUCUCCAAGGAGCUGUUUGAUGGCAUCAGUGCAUACAUCAUUCCAAAACCACAAAUCCAAAAAUGCACUAUGACCAUCAACGCAUUGGGUCACAAGAUAGUCGGGUACCCCAUCCGCAUCGACAGUUCCCGGUAUGAGCGCAACAUGUAUCUGUUCAACCUCUGCUUUGUGUGCGACAGUUGGUCAAAGACUGUUCAGUACGAGCCUGUUGUUAAGAAACUCGGAGAACAUUUGACGCUGAUGGAGGAGGAGACCGGAUUCGUGUCACGCUGUCCCAGCAAGCUGCCCACGCUGUUGGCGCACCUGUUACAUGAUCUCAACACCUUCCGCAAGGCCACACUAGUCGAAGGAGACACAGUGAUGCACCUAAAAGUUCUGGAGGUUCGCAAGGACCCGGCGCCGGUGCACGACUGUGACGUGCCGGUGCUGGUCGCGUCAGUGGGGCUGCCGCGCCCGGGCCGGCCGCCGCGCGUUGAGCCGGGCGAGGGUGAAAACACACAGAGCCAGGAGCAUCUGGACGUGGAAGACGAGGAACCCUUUGAAGUGGACUUGGACGCCGACUGGGACCUCACAACCAGACAGCUGCUGCCUUACAUUAACGGCUACAAUCACGUCUCGAAGAUCGCUUCAGAUACUAACGUCGAGAAAACUCUCGUCAAGUCCUGUAUACAAAAUUUAGUUUAUUAUGGAGUGGUGACGAUGCUCCCUGUACUGAAGUUCAGCAACAUGUACCGCGCCACGCCUAAGCUCAGUCGACUCUUCAGUGACCUCGAGCUGCAGAAGUCCUGCAUCUCCUACGUCCACAACGGCAGUGAAACUAAGGAGAAGCCGAGUAUAUCGCUGGUGGCGGGCGUGCUGUGCGCGCUGCAGCAGGGCUCGACGCUACGUGCGGUGUGCGAGCGCGUGGCCGGCGCUGCGCAGUUCGACGUGCGGCGCCUCGUCGUGUUCGCGCAGAUCCACGGCCUCGUUAAGUGCUUGCGACGGUACCCGGUGUACGUGCGCAACCCGAGUCGGCCGCACGGACUCCGCGCGGGUGCGGGCGCGGCGAGCGGCGUGGCGAGCGUCGUGCGGCGCCUGUUCACCGGCCGCCACAGCGCGGACGAGAUCUGCUGCCUGGCGCGCGUGGACCUGCCCACGCUCGACCAGAUUAUCGAUGAAGACCCCAACGUCGCCGUCAUCUGGAGAUAGGACUCCACGGAUACGUGACUAUCACGGGUUACAUAGACUGGCUUAGCACAACAACUCAAGAUGCAGUUUAAACGAAUGUCAAACCCUUUUAUCCCAUACAGAUGCAUGUGUUUAGCGUUAAUUUAAACCUUGUCUAAGUAUUAGCGGUGAGACCAAGAUUGAUCCUGCUCGGUAUCCACUACGCUCGUAAAGUCGUGCCCGCAUCCAGCGGUUUUUCUGAGUGAGAGCUCAUUAAUUAUCUUUUCUCAUUAGACCCAUAUGGCAUAUAUUUUUCGAAAUAGUUUCUUUGUAUCGAAAUAGUUCGUUCGUAUUGCAAUAGUUCGUUCGUAUCAAAAUAGUUUAUCGAAGAAGGAAGUACUUAAAUUACAAAAUAAGUAUUCAUAUGCCAGUGAUAUUAACUGAAUAAACAAACUCUUGUAAUGAAUGAAUAUGUCCCAUUAAAUGUGUGCUCUGCCGAUCGCAAGGAGCAGCACGUGCCAAAAGAAUUCAUAGUUCAGUGCUCAUACUCGUCUAAGAUUCCGAAUUAUUUCGAAUUUCUCGUCAGGGAGAAUUUUUAUAUUUCUACUUAAGUGGGAUUAAUACGAGCAUAAAUGACAAAAAGCCCCUGUCGUUCACAUACACACGUAAAAUUCACACAAGAGAGAAAUCGUCGCUUGUUACUCUUGUGAUUAUCAAAGUGCGAGAAAAAGUCAUUUUAUUAGACAUGUUGAGAGAAUUCACUCCUCUAAAAAGACAUUCUCUUGUCAUUUAUGCACAUAUCAAUCCAAUUUAAAACACAUAUGAAAAUUCACACUAGUGAAAAAUCCUUUUCGUGACUCAUGGGACUAUCAAAGAGCAAGUAAAAUGUCAUUUUGCCUUAGAUUAAAUUAGAGUAAAAAUCACGACCAUUGAUCACGAUGAAGUAAUUCAGUCUCUUGUACGUAGAAUGUAUCAUUUCAAUUUCGAGCGCUGAACUUUGAUUUUUGUUGACACAUACUGCUCAUCGCUGGUGGUGUUAGAACUUUAGACUGCCUUUCUACAGAUCAAUUAAUUAUGGUUUUAAAGGAUCCAAGAAGGGAAGCUCAAAAAUCAACUCAAUUGAUAAAAUUGAAAAUGGCUAUGCAGCUAAAAAGCUAUAAAACAUAACUUUUUUUAAAUUAAUCCUAUUCAACGUAAACUUUUUUUACGUGGCCUGUGCAAAGUUGUGGCGCCGCCCAGUUUUAAACCGGAGUGUAAAACAACAGGCUUGGACCGCUUGACUGCCGGCGCCCAGUACCCCGCCAGCUUUUUUAAGCGGUGGGGUGACGGGACGCUAGAAAUGUGCGCUAUACGAACUUAUUUAGCCAGCCACAACGUGUUUUUCCCCAGGCCGCCCUUUGGUGGACGGCCUAGAAGUUAACUUACCAAAAAUGUUCAGAGAGUAGUUCAGGGGCUUGGGGGAUUCAAAGAGGUAUCAAUAAAAAAGAAAUGGACCAAAGUAGCAGAGGAGAUGAACUAGCAAACCCAGAAAAAAAGCUUGACCAGUUAUAUGUCAAGUAUAAUAUAUACUCCCUUACGACAUAUUGACUAACCAUGAACGUAGAAGUCUGUACCAUAAAGUAGAGGCGAGGUGGCACGCCAAGCAGCAGCUGCUGCAAAGGCGUGCGGACAAUCCUCUGCACCUAAGGAAGGUCUACCUUAAUGAAUCUGAUGAGUCUUCAGACAAGGGACAGUUGAGUGAGGAAGAAACCAACCUUCGUGAAGCAAUACUCGACGUUGAAGAGUGUGUCAAGGCCGGCCGCCAAAUGCCGCCGGCUACUUUUAGGAAGGUCAGCAGCACGGCCCUACAAAUGCACUUCCCUAACGGAGAGCCCACGGUCGAUGACAUCGAAAGGGCCUACUGGGAAAUGGUCCUUCAGGCCACGCACCACAUAGGAGUGUACACGGCUUCGGUCGACACGAGCCAAUUUGAAAUUGGAUUUACUACAAAUCCCAGCGAUCCUAUAAGCAAGCAUCCAUGGAAUUUGAAAAAUAUACGACAAAAUGAAGCAAAUACAAUGCAAAUAGCAUAAAUAAAAUGGGGAUUUCUUAUACCUGUAUUUUUGUUACUAAACUUAACUCCUUCAUAACGUAACUUUCCAAGCUAAGAUUUAAGUUAAAGCAUAACUUUUAUAGUGGCCAAGAUAUAUUGCUCAGCGCAAGUAGGAUUAGCGUACGUCGCGUCGCUAAAAAAACACAUUUAGCGAGAACUUAAAGCUAACGGUAAAAAUCAACAUUUAAAACUGUUCACAAUGUUAAAACGCCUGAUAUAUUAACGAAUAACGAUACUUGUUAAAACUAAAGAAAAUAAAUCAAAAAAAUUUUAGUUACUUUUCACUUUUGAUGAAGAGAUUUUAAAUGAACUUGUGAGAAAGGCAGCUUAAAUAAUGCAUAAAUUUUGAGAAAUGACUCGCCAUUUUUGGUUUUUGUGCCAACUUUCAUGUCAAAAGUACGAUUUUUGCCCUCAAUCUAAGGAGCUAUAUGCCUACUACUACUAGAUACCUGGUUAAAUUAAGAAAUUGGAAUCAAGCUAUUGUAUACACCAAACGUAAAUGAGUCAUGUCUGUAUAAAACGAGUACAAACUCGACGCUGGCGAUACCUGCCUAGCGUGCUAGAUAGACACGACCUGCCUGAGAAGUGGUACUGCAGGAUGAACCCAGGUGAGAUAUACCUGGGUUGAGAUAUACUGGGUAGGGUAAAGGUAAAAGUUUAUCAAGUUUAUCUACAUUGAAUGAUUCGAAUUUAGUAAUUGAUUCAGCAACUGCACGUUCAGUUUCAGGAUUACAUUUCCAGUCUUAUUUUAUUUAUUUGUUCACAAAUCUCAAACUGAUGUAAUUGCAAGAGAGGUGGGAGGCAGAGCAAAGAGCCAUACAAGAACUGAGAGCUAAACUAGUGCGCCACGCAAAACCUGUUCCCCCAUUGAGUAGUUUCCAACCUUCCGGAAAAGAUGAAUAAAUCUGUCACGAUACCUGAAGCAAAUAACGUUGUUAAGAGACUGAAUUAGUUAGUUCAUUUUUAUCAUUAGGUAAAUCGUACUUUUAACAUGACAGUUGACACAGAGAAAAAAUGGCGAGUGUUUUCUCAAAAUUUAUGCUCUAUGAAGUAAAUUGUUGGAUCGUUGUAAUUUUAAGUUAUAUUAUUUAUUUUGUGUGGACAAGCAGAUUCAAGCUCGCAUAGCAGCUUUAAGGAGGGGAGAGAAUUGAUCAGUAUAGAUGCUACUGGCUAUGCUCUGUCCGAUACAAACAACUCGACUAGAGGUGUCGGCAUAUACAUUAAUUUUCUACUUGUGUUGUGUAGAUAUUUUCAACGUGACACAACUAGAAUACAUUGGAGAGAGUGUUGCAUUUUUGUGAGUGAUGCCACACAGAUGAAUUCCUUGUUGUACCAAAAUUGUUUAGGUAUAAUUAGUAAUAAAAUUUAGCUAAAUAUCCAACGGUAUGGAAUAACUUUUUCAGUAUCAACUCUGUCUGCCGUAUGUGCCAGCGCCGAUCACUUGCGCUAUAAAUCGCAAUCGCUUUCCGCCAGAGAGCAAGUAUAGGCUUAUAGUAGGUUGGCUGCGGUGUUUGUAAAGGCAAGUUAAGUGCCUAUUUAUGUAUUUAAUUGUUAUAUCUUUUCACUGCCUUUGCGUUUAUAUACCUCUUCAUUUUGUGCAGAUUAUUGUGUAGACACGAGUGGCGUCUCAAUUUUUUAAUAGAUAAAUUAUUGUUAUAAGUGUGUUUAACGCUUGUGCACUAGUCCUAUCCAAAUACUUGCAAAUACGCCUACUUGGGCAAAAUUUUGACCGUAAUCUGAUAGAAAUGAUGAUAAUAAUAUGGCCGUGCUUAACAAACAUUUAUUCUCCGGACGGGCCAUAAAUUGUCUUUAGAUUCAGUACAACAUUUACUCAAUCCUUUUCUCAGAUUCAAAACAGAUUUAUCCGCAAACGUCCAAAAAAAGUCGCGGUGGGCGAUGUCCCUUAGAAUCUAAACUUCCAACUGCGUUUGGACUGCAAGCCAAGGUUCCGUUAUGUUAAAUGCAUCCUUACAGCAAUUUUACAGUCUGCUUGCAAAUGCGGAUGAUCGGUCUUGAAUCUUAGUUGUUUGCCAAUACAAUAAAAUGUGCCUUUUGUUGGGGUGGAGUUUGCCUUGAGACUGAAACACGUCUUUCAGUAGUGUUGUACUGAUCACAUGCUGGCAAGUGACUGUCGUUCGGGUUAACAGUAUUAGGCUUAGGUUAGGCUUCAUAUCGAAUUAACUGUAAGACUUGUAGAGUAACAGCCCCCGCAACUACAAAAUAUUAACGAUCGUAUUGUUGACCAUUUGUUUAAUCUCCUCGCAACUGAGUACCACUUGGACCCCGAUAACGUUGAUCGUAACAUAAAUCAGAGUAAAAUAAACCUAAAGCUGAUUGUUUUGAAGUCCGUUAUUCAUUGCUACCGAUUUUUGUUUUACAAUGGUGCCGCUUGUGACGCUGGCGGAGAUCUAUGUACGAACUCGAAUAUGACAACAAGGUUUAGGUCUCGAAAUACGUCAAUGUUGUCGAGAUGUUCAAACUUUUACUAAGCCUGCAGGUCUCUUGUAAUUAUUAAAACAAUGAAUCUAAAACUAAAAACAUUAAAACAUAUAAUAUAAUAACUAAAAUAUAUUAUUAUUCCCAUUCCCCCUUUAAAUAGCUAGACUAAUUCUUUGUCCGUAAUUCUUGUAAUUUGUUUUGUGUCGUUUCAUCGCAAGCUUACAGCGAGACAACACAACAAGUACAUAAAAGUCAGGUUUUGGUUUCUAAUUUAGAGUACUAAACAUUCAGUUGGUCUUUGUUUCCGCCUCUGUGCUUGUAUUAUGUAAGCAUCAAUUAGAGAAUCGGCUGAUCAAAUGUUUGUCCAUUGCGGGGGCUCUAGUUGUAGGGAAGUAAGUACGGUAUGCCAUUAGAAAACAGCUAUUAAUUAUAUACGUGGCUAUUAAAGUUAAAACACUUGCUCGUACAAGCUCGCCCAAUAGCGGAGACUUCGAUUUCUAAAAAUAUUUUUUUGUUUACUCUGUUAUUUUUUUUUCUUAAGUUCUAAUAUAAACUAUAAAACCAAAAAGAUUUCUUGAAUGAUAAUAUGUUCUUCCUUUGUUCUGUAAUGUGAUUAAGAUAAUUAGUUUAAUACAGUAAAUAUUUAAUUAAAUAUAAUUAAAAAGUCGUAUAGUUUUCAUUACUAGACCUGCUGGAAAACUACUUUUAGAAAUUUAAUUUUUUAUUACUAGCUGAACCGUCUGUCUUUGCUUGGUUGAAUUUGAUAUACCUACCUAUUUAUUAAAGGUAUAAAAAUGUAGGCGUAGAAGUUACUUCUGGAUAAAGUUUAACUUUCUAGUGGUGAAAGAAUCAAAUUAUUACAUUUGCGAGAAGCAAAUCGAUCGCGAUCAGUAUAAUAGCUUAGUAUAAAGUAGACUCUUAACCAUAAUAGCAUAUAGCAAACAAUACAGUUUCAUUUCUUCUUUGCAAGUAACAGGUUUGAUUCUAUUUAAAAAAAAAAAUUAGUACGCGCCUAAAUUUUUCAGUGCAAUUCAUAAAAACGACUUCUUACUGAAUGACAGAAAAACAAUAUUUACCAGUCUCGUAAUAAGAUAAUAUAGUUCUAAUGGCAUGUCGAGUAGACUGUUUGAUGUGUGUACUUAUCUGUAUUAGGGCUCCAAGGAUAUAUUUGAGUACAAAGUUGUGUAUCGGUAGUAUUUCCGCUUUUUGUAUUAUUUGUUGUAGUAUUUAUAAAGCCUCUUGGAAAAAGUAGUGUUCGUUGUUUUCCCAUAAGUGUUCAGUGUUUUGUUGAUUUAGUUACUUCAUUCAAUUUAUUGUAAAGCGAAAUAUAAAUAAGAGCGCGCAACCCUGCUUUUUCCAUACAAAUUUAGAAGGGUUAUUAGUGUUAUUACUGUACUAUUUGUACGCCCAAAAUUUACCACGAGUGUCUCGUCAUUAUCCGCGAAAUUAAGUAAGUAAUAGCGCUCUCUCUGUUAGGUAAACCCAUACAAAAAAAGAGAGUGGUAUAUUAACUUCAUUCCGCAGAUAGGGUAUAGAUAAUGACGAGACAAUCAUGCAAAAUCUUGGGCGUACAAUAAAUAAGACAGAGUAUGGGAACACCAAACUAAUCUACUUAUAGGCUAAGUUUAUUUAUUUAUAAGUUGAAAUGCCAUGUGUACUGGCGAUUUCGUGCGAGUAGUAAACAUACCUACUCUUAAAUUCCUUCAAUAAACUUUCUAGAAUUCUUAA